Lachancea thermotolerans CBS 6340 is the source of this 1878-nucleotide messenger RNA. It is a transcript of the gene ARO10, whose product is annotated as phenylpyruvate decarboxylase ARO10. The record is from RefSeq and is a predicted model, not a curated record. Bases 1 to 1878 code for a protein of 625 amino acids. NCBI's taxonomy places the organism in Eukaryota, Fungi, Ascomycota, Saccharomycetes, Saccharomycetales, Saccharomycetaceae. Gene Ontology annotation, molecular function: carboxy-lyase activity; thiamine pyrophosphate binding; magnesium ion binding. The transcript has a single exon.
AUGUCGCCAAUUGGAAUUCUUGGCAACCAACGCAGCUCAGCUGUCGCAAAUGAAAGGAUGAGGAUCCCAUUGGGUCAGUAUAUUUUUGAACGGAUUGUUUCAAGCGGCACGAGAACAAUAUUUGGUGUCCCAGGAGAUUUUAAUCUGUCUUUGUUGGAGCAUAUAUACAACCCAGAAGUCGCCCUGAAGGGAAUAAAAUGGAUCGGCACCUGUAAUGAGCUCAACGCGGCAUACGCAGCUGAUGGCUAUUCCCGCUAUACUAACAAAAUAGGUUGUUUAAUUACUACGCUUGGAGUUGGAGAGCUAUCUGCGCUUAAUGGGAUAGCUGGCGCUUUUGCAGAGGAUGUAAAGAUCCUCCAUAUUGUGGGAGUGGCCCCGUCACAGUUCUAUGAAGGCAGUGCGCAAAGCUCUCACAAUGUACACCAUCUCGUACCAGCUGUAUUCGACUCAAAUAUUCACGCGCCUAACCACCGUGUCUACCGUGAUAUGGUAGAUAAGCGUGUUUCAUGCUCCAGUUUAUUUUUGGAUGACAUUUCAAGCGCUUGUGAUCAGAUUGAUACUGUUAUUUCUGACAUCUAUCGUUACAGUAAGCCAGGAUAUAUCUUCAUUCCGGCAGACUUUACCGAUAAAUUAGUGGAUGCGCGUAACCUGGAAAAAAGACCUGCUAUUUUGCUCCGGGAUGUUGUGUCUGGCUUUUGCAUCAACGAUCAUAAAUGCCAGGAAUUGGCAGAAUACAUCUUGGAGUCGAUGUAUAGCAGCUCUAGACCGGCUAUAAUUGCCGACAUUCUCUGCGACCGGUAUGACCUCACUUCUUCAUUACGCGAGCUAGUGAAUAAAACGCACGUAUGGAAUUUUGCGUCCUCUAUGGGUAAGUCUAUUUUGGAUGAAAAUAAUCUUGGAUUUAGAGGUGUUUAUAAUGGAAGCGAGAGCCAGGAUCAAGUGCUUAAGGACUUUCAGACUUGUGACUUUUUGCUGCACGUUGGGGUGGUAAAGAAUGAAAUGAACACGGGCCAUUAUUCUUACAAAUUCUCCAACCACUCGAACAUUGUGGAACUGCAUCCCAGCUAUGUUAACUUCAUUGAUGCUGAUACUGGGAAAAACCGCUAUGUGACAGGGCAAUAUUUCUUCAAAGUUUUGGACAUGAUGACGCAAAUGAUCGAUCCAACAAAGCUACAUUUGGGAUAUCAAGAAAGCAUACCCAGCAGAACUCAAGAAUAUUGUGGCCCGCCACACUCUUCAGUUACACAUUCAUAUUUACAGACGCAUUUCCCAAAAUUUUUGAGCUCGGGUGAUGUUUUUGUUGUCGAUACAGGAUCGUUUCAGUUCGGAGUUCGAGACUAUAGGUUCCCCUCGGACCUGAAAUAUAUUUCACAAAGUUUCUACCUCUCGAUAGGCAUGGCUCUUCCUUGUGCUUUGGGAGUCGGCUUAGGCAUGCAAGAUUAUCCCUCGAAUCACAUUAUUAGUUCAGCAUUAGUGCAGAGAAAUUAUCAGCCUCGCUUGAUUCUUUGUGAAGGCGACGGCGCAGCUCAAAUGACAAUACAGGAGCUAACCUCGUUCUUGCGCUACAAAGUUCCAAUUGAUUUGUUCAUUUGGAAUAAUGGUGGUUACACGGUGGAAAGAGCAAUAAAAGGCCCAAACAGGCCGUAUAAUGACAUCAUGGCCUGGGAAUGGACCGAGCUUCUCCGCGUUUUUGGUGACCCAAAACUUGAAAAUUCAGUGAGCCAAAAGGUGAGUUCAGCUGAUCAAAUGUCUGAACUGCUUAAAACUUUUAGAAGCUCUGAUAAACGAAGUAAGCUUGUGAGGCUGGUGGAAGUCAUGUUAGGAGUUAUGGACUUUCCUGAACAGCUGAAGGCUAUGGCAAUUGCUUGUCGGCACUAG